Puccinia graminis f. sp. tritici CRL 75-36-700-3 is the source of this 393-nucleotide messenger RNA. RefSeq lists its product as uncharacterized. The transcript is spliced from 3 exons. The record is from RefSeq and is a predicted model, not a curated record. Bases 1 to 393 code for a protein of 130 amino acids. Lineage: Eukaryota; Fungi; Basidiomycota; Pucciniomycetes; Pucciniales; Pucciniaceae.
AUGCCCAAAGGAAGUCUGACGGACAGAGUUUGGGUCAACAGCUUAGCUUGUAGAAACCCUGGGCUCGCCGAGGAGGCAAUCAACAAGAUCAGGGCAAUUGUGCCAGGCUCAGACCUUCGGUUUUUGAAAUUGGACAUCACCUCACUCAACUCUGCUCAUUCGGCAGCUCAAGAGUUCAUCAAGUCAGAAGAGAGGCUCGAUAUCCUGGUCAACAACGCUGCAAUAGCUUUUAAACCAUAUGAAUUGAGCGAAGAUGGCAUUGAGCUCCAGCUUUGCAAUGCUAUCGGUCACUUUGCAUUCACAAUACCAUUGCUCGACUUGCUUAAAAAGACGUCGAAAGAUCCCGAGUCGCACGUGCGAAUUGUCAAUGUUUCCAGUAUAGGUAUGGUUUAA